This is a messenger RNA of Babesia microti strain RI, 774 nucleotides long. RefSeq names its product large subunit ribosomal protein L8e. The record is from RefSeq and is a predicted model, not a curated record. NCBI's taxonomy places the organism in Eukaryota, Apicomplexa, Aconoidasida, Piroplasmida, Babesiidae. Gene Ontology annotation, molecular function: RNA binding; structural constituent of ribosome. Gene Ontology annotation, biological process: cytoplasmic translation. The transcript is spliced from 2 exons. Gene Ontology annotation, cellular component: ribosome; cytosolic large ribosomal subunit. The coding region runs from base 1 to 774 and encodes 257 amino acids.
AUGGGCCGCGUUAUAAGGGGUCAGAGGAAGGGGCGAGGGUCAAUCUUUAAGGCGCACGUCCACAAGCGUAAGGGCCCGGUUAAGCUGAGGAAGUUGGAUUAUGCAGAGAGACAUGGGUACAUAAGGGGCGUGGUGAAGGACAUUUACCAUGAUCCCGGAAGGGGGGCUCCAGUGGCCGAGAUUGCGUUUAGGAAGGUGUACAAAUUUGGCCUGGAGAAGGAGAAGGUCGUUGCGAUCGAGGGUAUGCACACUGGUCAAUUCGUCUACUGCGGAAAGAAUGCAAGUAUCAACAUAGGAAACGUGCUACCUCUCUCUAGCAUGCCGGAGGGCUCAGUCGUUAGCAGCUUGGAGAACAAGCCCGGGGAUCGCGGCAAACUGGCCCGCACUUCUGGCGCGUACGCUACAAUCAUCAGCCACUCGGAAGAUGGAAAGAGCACUCGCGUUCGCCUUCCUUCCGGCGCGAGAAAGACCCUGAAGUCUUCUACCCGUGCGGUGAUCGGCGUUGUCGCCGGCGGCGGCAGGAUCGACAAACCCAUACUUAAGGCCGGUGUCGCUUACCAUAAGUACAAGGCCAAGCGAAAUUGCUGGCCCAGGGUAAGGGGCGUUGCUAUGAACCCUGUGGAGCAUCCUCACGGUGGCGGUAACCACCAGCACAUAGGCCACCCGUCAACCGUCGGUAGAUCUGCCCCUCCUGGUCAAAAGGUCGGCCUCAUUGCUGCUAGGCGCACUGGACUCAUUAGGGGAGGAAAAAAAUCCACUACCAAAGACACAUAG